Rhinichthys klamathensis goyatoka is the source of this 1928-nucleotide messenger RNA. It is a transcript of the gene prdm1c, whose product is annotated as PR domain containing 1c, with ZNF domain. Gene Ontology annotation, cellular component: cytoplasm; nucleus. The transcript has 8 exons. The record is from RefSeq and is a predicted model, not a curated record. NCBI's taxonomy places the organism in Eukaryota, Metazoa, Chordata, Actinopteri, Cypriniformes, Leuciscidae. Bases 201 to 1766 code for a protein of 521 amino acids. Gene Ontology annotation, molecular function: histone deacetylase binding; RNA polymerase II cis-regulatory region sequence-specific DNA binding; DNA-binding transcription factor activity. Gene Ontology annotation, biological process: cell fate commitment; regulation of transcription by RNA polymerase II.
GACAGACAGAAGGGGUGGAGGAAGAUAUCAGGGUGGAGUUUGUCAAGUGAUGUGUGAAUGAAAAGGAAGGUUUCUACACAUUCAGGAGAGAGAAACAGAGGUAGAGAACUUGACUGCAACCUCCUCUUACAGACAGCUGGAGAGAAACGCACACUGACUCAUCUCACACCAUCACAGUAUAAUCUCAACUCGGUUUUAUUAUGCCAUCAAAAACACUCGCCAGCACAGCAGACGAGAGCAUCGCUGUGCAAACUGAGGAGAGCGUGGAUGUGACACGCAGCUGUCAUGUUAAAGAUCAAUGUGAGAUGGACUUUGAUGAGUGGAAGGAAACCAGAGCUCAGACACCAUUACCCAGAAACCUCAGAUUUACACAUCACAAUCAGAAGGUGCUGGGUGUUUUUACCAGAGAGGUCAUUCCUGUAGGGACCCGGUUCGGCCCGUUGCAGGGAGAACAUCUCCACCCUGAAGACAUAUCUGCAAACAUCAACCGGAAACACAUCUGGAUGAUCUUCUCGGAGGGGCGUUUACAUCACUUCCUGUCUUGUGAGGAUGAGAGUGACAGCAAUUGGAUGUGCUUUGUAAAUUCUGCCCCGUCUCCUUGGCAACAGAAUCUUGCCGGAUUCCAAAUUGGAAUGCAGGUAUACUUCUAUGCAGUGAAGGAUCUAAUGCCGGGGGAGGAGCUACUAGUGGGGCGGAGCUUAGAAUACAAGCGGCCAAUGAGCACCAGCCUCAGAACACCCUGUCUGAAGCAGCCACCUCCAACACACCCUCAUUCUCAAGAUAAAAAUCAAGUGAUGAAGAGAAAGAAAGGUUAUACCGUCACUGAGAUCCUGGAUCUGAAUCCCUGGACUGAUCAUCACAUUCAAACUCCGCUUAUCACACAAUCUAAAUAUGGGGAAAAAGUGACCAGAGACCUGCAGAAUCCUAAAUUACCUCCAUCUUUGAUGACUAAUAGCAUCUCUGACAUUCCUUUAAACGUAGGAGGACAUGUAUACACCCCUGCUAUCCCACAAUCCGCUAUGCCAAGCAAUGCAACCGAUCCCUCUCCUGGGGAAGUAUCCAAUGUGGAUGACACCACAGCCAAGAGAGUCUCCUCCUCCUCCGUCACACACGUCACAGAGUCUCAGAAGAAACAGACUGCAGGGUACAAGGCUUUACCGUAUCCACUGCAGAGACAGAACGGAAAGAUCCAGUAUGAAUGUAAUGUGUGCGGGAAGAACUUCAGUCAACUGUCAAACCUGAAGGUGCACUUGAGGGUUCACAGUGGUGAGAAGCCGUACAGGUGUGAAAUCUGCAGAAGGAAUUUCACCCAGCUGGCUCACCUUCAGAAGCACAUCCAGGUUCAUACGGGAGAGAAACCACACCAAUGCCAUGUGUGUAACAGGCGUUUCAGCAGCUGCAGUAACCUGAAGACUCACCUGCGCCUGCACUCAGGGGAGCGCCCGUAUGUGUGUAAGCAGUGUCCCGCCAGCUUCACCCAGCACAUCCACCUGCGCCUCCACAGACGCCUGCACGCCACCCCACGCUCACACCAGUGCCCGCAGUGCCCUCGCAGGUACACACACCUGUGCAGCCUACAGAUCCACCGCCAGCAGUUCUGUCCCGCCUCCAGCGGCACAGGCUCCGCCUCUCAGCUGGACUCAGCCAAUGACGAGAUCGAGAGGUUUGACCUCAGCGAAGGUGCAGAGAGCCUUGAGGUCGAUAUGGAGGCGGAGUCUAUAAAGAGGAUGUGUCGGGUGAUCUGGACUCAGGUGCUUGCUGGGUAGAACAGGUCCACAUAAAACAAGAAUGAAUUGUCCAUGCAACCCUCUUUUCUCUAAAGGUUUUCAACAAGAAGGUGAUAUUUGUAAGAGAUGCUGAUUUCCUGUUUUAUAGUUUUAUAUAUGCGUUUCAUUUAUAUACUAUACAUACAUUUUUUAUUGUUUUUG